UCAAUCCUUUCCUUGAGGCGCCAUCGCCUUGACCACACCUCACAUCCUUCUUAUAAUCUUAUUCCAUUCUAUAUGCAUACAAAUGCAUAAAACGAAUCAUUACAUAUUUGUACAUAUAUAUACACAGACAGAGGCAGUGUACGACCCCUCGAAUCCUUCGUGAAAUCCUCGGUUCAGAUUUCAAUCUAAGUUACUGCGUCUGUGUGUUUUUCCGGCAGCUGGUGAUGGCGGAUAUUAGCCAAGCAGCAACUGAAGUGUAUGCGCAGACAAGGACCUUACAAGUAUGGCGGUCACUGUUGAACUGGUUGACUUUCUUCUUUCAGAUCUUUGUUCAGAUCGUUAGAGGCACUCCUUCCGUUGCUUCCUUGAUCAAUUAUUCUUCUUCGUCUUCUUCGGCGUCGUUCAAGCCUUUGCCUGACGUUGAAUUUCCUGAAUCUUCUCAACCGUCAACAUUCUCUGCCGCUUCCGUUCAUAUUCCGACCGCUUUGGCUGAUUAUGAUUGUUCGGCAAAGCUCACGGUGGUUCUUGACUUGGAUGAAACUUUAGUAUGUGCCUAUGAGACAUCUAGUUUACCUGAUAGUGUUCGAAUGCAAGCUACAGAUGCUGGAUUGACAUGGUUUGAGCUAGAAUGCAUAGCUUCUGAGAAGGAACAUGAUGGAAAGCCCAAGAUCAACUAUGUGACAGUAUUUGAACGCCCUGGACUGCAUGAAUUUCUUGCCCAACUUAGCAAAUUUGCUGAUCUUGUACUAUUCACAGCAGGACUUGAAGGAUAUGCAAAACCACUUGUUGACAGAAUAGAUGCUGAAAACAGAUUUAGCCGUAGAUUUUAUCGGCCUUCAACAACUUCCACGGAAUAUAGAGAACACGUGAAGGACCUUUCUUUUGUAUCAAAAGAUUUUUGCAGGAUUGUUAUUGUUGACAACAAUCCAUUCAGUUUCUUGUUGCAACCAGUGAAUGGAAUCCCAUGCAUACCUUUUACAGCUGGACAACCACGUGACAACCAGCUUCUGGAGGUGCUCCUUCCUCUUUUGAAGCAACUUUCAGAGCAGAGGGAUGUAAGGCCAGUGUUAUACGAAAGAUUCCGCAUGCCGGAAUGGUUUCAGAAACACGGAAUCCCCGUUUCCAAUUCCACCUGGUAAAGAAUGGUAUUUGUAUUUACUUGAAUCCAUGCAUUUUGUAUAGCUAUUAGCCCCAUUAUAUAUAUAUAUAUAUAUAUAUAUAUAUAUAUAUAUAUAUAUAUAUAUAUAUAUAUAUAUAUAUAUAUAUCAUUUUGUAUACAGGAGAAGAAGAUUCUUUUUUGUUAUUGUUUCCUUAAUUUGCACCAGAUGCAGAUGCAUUAUCAAAUUCGUAUUCUUGUUGUAAUUUGGUAUAUACAUAUACAUAUAUAUAUAGUUUGGAUUUUGGAGGGUG
Messenger RNA from Lactuca sativa (garden lettuce), 1410 nucleotides. RefSeq lists its product as uncharacterized. Gene Ontology annotation, molecular function: phosphatase activity. The record is from RefSeq and is a predicted model, not a curated record. NCBI's taxonomy places the organism in Eukaryota, Viridiplantae, Streptophyta, Magnoliopsida, Asterales, Asteraceae.